CGGGCGUCUUGCAAUUCUAGGGACCGUGAGAUGGAAGUGGCUGCUGCAUAAGAGGGAAGCACGAAGGUAGAAGCCGCCGCCCGCGUCCAGUCCAUUCCGAGACCAUCUCCGCUGCUGCAGUGCGGCCCUAUAGGAGCGUCCGGCCCCGCCGUCCCCCGGUAUAAUCAUGUUUGAAAUUAAGAAGAUCUGUUGCAUUGGAGCAGGUUUUGUUGGAGGACCCACGUGUAGUGUCAUUGCACACAUGUGCCCUGAAAUUAGGGUCACAGUUGUUGAUGUUAACGAAUCUAGAAUCAAUGCAUGGAAUUCGGCCACACUCCCAAUUUAUGAGCCAGGACUAAAAGAAGUGGUUGAAUCUUGUCGGGGAACGAAUCUCUUUUUUUCUACCGAUAUUGAUGCUGCCAUCAAAGAGGCUGAUCUUGUGUUUAUUUCUGUUAAUACACCAACAAAAACUUACGGAAUGGGAAAAGGUCGUGCAGCAGAUCUGAAGUAUAUUGAAGCUUGUGCUAGACGGAUUGUACAGAACUCAAAUGGGUACAAAAUUGUGACUGAGAAAAGCACUGUCCCAGUUAGAGCAGCAGAAAGUAUACGGAGGAUAUUUGAUGCAAACACAAAACCCAACUUGAACUUACAGGUGCUCUCCAACCCUGAAUUCUUAGCAGAGGGCACAGCAAUCAAAGACCUAAAGAACCCUGACUGGGUACUAAUUGGUGGCGAUGAAACCCCAGAGGGACAGAAAGCUGUCUGUGCCCUGUCUGCUGUAUAUGAACACUGGGUCCCCAAAGAAAAGAUCCUCACAACCAAUACUUGGUCUUCAGAGCUUUCUAAAUUGGCAGCUAAUGCUUUUCUUGCCCAGAGAAUCAGUAGCAUUAAUUCUAUCAGUGCCCUGUGUGAAGCAACAGGAGCUGAUGUAGAAGAGGUUGCAACGGCCAUUGGGAUGGACCAGAGAAUUGGAAAUAAGUUCCUGAAGGCCACUGUUGGCUUUGGUGGGAGCUGUUUUCAGAAAGAUGUUUUAAAUUUAGUUUAUCUCUGUGAAGCUCUGAAUUUGCCUGAAGUAGCACGUUAUUGGCAGCAGGUAAUAGACAUGAAUGACUACCAGAGAAGGAGGUUUGCAUCUCGGAUUAUUGAUAGUCUGUUUAAUACGGUUACUGAUAAGAAGAUAGCUAUUUUGGGAUUUGCAUUCAAAAAGGACACUGGAGACACAAGAGAAUCCUCUAGUAUCUACAUAAGCAAAUACUUGAUGGAUGAAGGGGCACAUCUCCAUAUUUAUGAUCCUAAAGUACCAAGGGAACAAAUAGUUGUAGAUCUCUCUCAUCCUGGUGUUUCAGAGGAUGACCAAGUGUCCCGAUUGGUGACCAUCACAAAGGAUCCAUAUGAAGCAUGCGAUGGAGCCCAUGCUGUUGUCAUUUGUACUGAAUGGGACGUGUUUAAGGAAUUGGAUUAUGAACGUAUUCAUAAAAAAAUGUUGAAACCAGCCUUUAUCUUUGAUGGUCGACGUGUCCUAGAUGACCUUCACAGUGAAUUGCAAACCAUUGGCUUCCAGAUUGAAACAAUUGGCAAGAAGGUAUCUUCAAAGAGAAUUCCAUAUGCGCCUUCUUCUGAAAUUCCAAAGUUUAGUCUACAGGACCCGCCAAAUAAGAAGCCAAGAGUAUAAGCAUUAUCAGUUUUGUAUUUUAAGUAUAGAAGAAUCAUGAAUACUCAUUAUAUUAAAUAGCAACCAAUGACAUGUUUUUAAGGAAACAAAAGUUAUUUUUUUAGUGAAUUAAAUCAACUUUUUAAAAGCUACAUGGCUGGUAGCAUACCUAGUUAUCUUAAAUCUGGAAUCUAUUUUCUCUAUAUUUUUAUAAUAUUUUAUCAGUUGUCGAAUGAGCAAAUAGAAAAUAAUCAUGAUGAUUUUGAUGGUAUCAAUUUUUGUAAAAUUAAAGUUCAAAUAUCU
Molecule: messenger RNA, 1933 nt
Organism: Monodelphis domestica (gray short-tailed opossum)
Lineage: Eukaryota; Metazoa; Chordata; Mammalia; Didelphimorphia; Didelphidae
Source: RefSeq, a predicted model, not a curated record